AUGACAGCGUGUAUCGGGAGCAUCCCUGAGCUGCCAGUCGUCUCCGGCUUCUGCAUCUUCUGCACCCGCAAGAUCUCCAUCCAUGGCGCUGCGGGACUCGACAGGACCCCUGGCAUAACCGCAUCGUUCGCGCGCACAGAGCCAAAAUCAGUCUAA
Messenger RNA from Parastagonospora nodorum SN15, 156 nucleotides. RefSeq lists its product as hypothetical. The record is from RefSeq and is a predicted model, not a curated record. NCBI's taxonomy places the organism in Eukaryota, Fungi, Ascomycota, Dothideomycetes, Pleosporales, Phaeosphaeriaceae. The coding region runs from base 1 to 156 and encodes 51 amino acids. The transcript is spliced from 2 exons.